Messenger RNA from Owenia fusiformis, 1555 nucleotides. The record is from the annotation of a GenBank genome assembly. NCBI's taxonomy places the organism in Eukaryota, Metazoa, Annelida, Polychaeta, Sabellida, Oweniidae.
CUAAGAUGCAUCAAUGGCGAAAGUUUACGUUUUAUUUUGUUUUUUUGUUAUUUUAGGUUUAUUCUGUCAACAUCACAGAUAAAUGGAAUAUAGAUAUAUAAACUUAAGAAGAGUUUAAAUGUGUUUCAACCAGUUGGCCUACAAUGGUAUGUGACAAUAUGAAAGACACGGGAGUUGAAGUAUAGCUUCAUAGCAUUUAGAAUACACUUAUAAAUACAGCCUGGGAUCAAGAACUUACAGAAGAAUGCAGUCAUCCAGAAGCAACCGGUCAUUUGUGUCAUCAGAGGGAGGUUUGAGUUCAAGACCUCCCUCAGGCAUGUCCUCACGUAAAAAUAAAUACAGAGUAGUGGCCAAGACAUCAGAUGUAGAUGAGCUACUGUUUGGUCCAGCUACUGGCUCAAAACCUAUGACAUCAAAUGAAAAGCUUAAAAAGCAGAAACCUGCCUGGCAAAAACCACCUGCUAGCCCAGGAAGUACAGGUAGAUCUGUAUCAAGGUCUGGUGGACACACACCAGGUAGUGACUUCUUUUCAAGUGUGCCAAAACAACAUGUCCCUGAUACACCCAGUAGUGUGACAUCAUUAAAUUCACCAUGGAAACGAUCUCCAACCCCCACAAGUGAUAGAAGCCACACUAAACAAAGACUACGCUCUAAAUCAUACACUGGUCCGAAACAAGCAAUGGAAAAAUGUGAUAGUCCCAAAGAUUCAAAAAAUGAUUAUGAAUUUAAACGAUAUAAGGAUAAGAAUAGAAUGGUUGAACAUAAGGAUAGUUAUGUUGAUGAAAUGCUAUUUGGGAAAAAGGUACAGGAAAGUGAUUUUCCUGCUCCCUGGGAUAAGGGGAGGAAAUCUCAACAACUGUUAUGGGCACCAAGUGAUAGUUCCCAUGCUAUGUCCCCCCAGCCUGGAACAUCCAGGCCUCCCAGUGCAAUAGACCGCCCACCAAGUGCCUCUAAAUCCCGGGCCAACUCACGCCCCGGGUCAAGCCUGGUAAACCACAAAGACUCAUACGUAGAUGAAAUGUUAUUUGGUCCUAAAUUACAAGAACCUAGCUUUGCUGCUCCUUGGGAGAAAGAAGAUGAGAAUAAGAAACCAAUGAUCUUGUUUGACUAUUCCUGUCCUACUGGGAUUAGUAGGCCAGUUAAUCGGAAACCCCCAACAAGUGUGAAACCUGCUUGGAAGUAAAAAAAUUGAUUAAUUUCUUACCCUGUACAAACAGUCUAUGUAAAAUGUAUAUAGGAUAUCCUCUUGGAAUUCAGCAUUAUGUAUAAUGAAUAUUUCUAUCUAUGAAUUAACAUGGCUUAUGUGGGCCUUUAUUUGUUGAUGCAAUUUAGUUCAGGGUGGAAAUUUCAGAAAGAUCUCUUUUAAUUGUUAACGAGCAAUGUAGCAGUAGUACGAACCCCAUCUUCUUUAUUGUAAAUAAAUGUGCCUUGGUCAGUUGGCUGGGCACCCUUUACUUUGUCCUUUUAGUCAUCAGAAAUUGUGUAGGCAGCCAUUUAAAGUUCAGUUAUUUUUGUAUGGACUUCUCAAUUUAAUUCUUUGUUUCAUAUAUAUAUA